AUGAACGGGCAAGUGCAGUCAUCGCGGGAGAGGUUAGGUGGUUUCGGUCCCAUGAAUCUUGGUUUAUUUUCCGGAAUGAUCGCCACGGAUCGUGUUCCUACUAUUCAAUCAUUCAACUCGGAUGCCGAGUUAGACGACACCAUGGCCGCGACGGAAGUCGACAGCAAAGUCAAAACGAAAUUGCUCUCUAUGUGGAACAAUGUUAAAUAUGGUUGGACUGUGAAGAUGAAAACGAACUUCUCUAAGGAAUCUCCCGUGUGGUUGCUGGGACAGUGUUAUCUGAAGAAGUCAGAAUAUCCCUUGGAGAGAGCAUCAGAAGCAUUAGAGCCAGUUGGAACGGGUAGUCAGGUCUCCUUGGCGAUGGAUGCCACGAAUUUCGAGAAUACCAUAGAGGAAUUCAAGAGGGAUUUCAUGUCGCGUCUUUGGUUAACAUACAGACGCGAAUUCCCAAUCCUAAACGGCUCCACCUUUACCACGGACUGCGGUUGGGGCUGCAUGCUACGCAGUGGGCAAAUGAUGCUGGCACAAGCAUUAGUCUGUCAUUUUCUCGGACGAGAGUGGAGAUGGCGACCAGAACAAUCGACUGACGAGAGCAGUCAUCGGAUGAUUAUCAAAUGGUUUGGCGAUCAACCAACGCCAGAAUCUCCGUUCUCCAUACACAAGCUCGUGUUACUCAGCGCUUCGACGGGGAAACGCGCGGGUGACUGGUACGGUCCCUCCUCGGUUGCGCAUCUCUUGUGUCAGGCUAUGGAACGCGCCAGCGAGGAUCCCAACAGUAAACUCAAUCAGGUGGCGGUAUACGUCGCCCAAGAUUGCGCAGUAUAUAUGCAAGACGUCGAGAAUGCUUGCUGCACUCCAGACGGUAGACGGAAAGCACUGAUACUCUUAGUGCCCUUAAGGCUCGGCGCCGACAAGCUAAACCCUGUUUAUGCGCCUUGUUUGACAUCGCUGUUGACAUUGGACACAUGUAUUGGCGUGAUCGGUGGCCGACCGCGACAUUCGCUCUAUUUCAUCGGCUAUCAAGACGACAAACUGAUCCACUUGGAUCCGCAUUACUGUCAGGAGACCGUUGACGUCGAAGGAAACGAAAAAUUCCCGUUGACAAGUUUCCACUGCACGUCACCGAGAAAGAUGUUACUCUCGAAGAUGGACCCUAGUUGUUGCGUAGGCUUCUAUUUUCCUGACAAGGAGUCACUCACCGAUUUUAUGGAAACAAUUCAACAGUUCGUGAUACCAAACCAGAAUAUGGACUACCCGAUGUUCCUGUUUUGCGAGGGAAGCGGCAAGGAUCUACAGCAAGGAAUUGAGGUCGUUGAGGGUCUUCUGCCGUCUUCAAGUAGAUUCGGUCACGAGAGCGUGGAGGAUGAUCUGUUCGAGUGCGAAGAGUUUGAGUUGCUGCACUAAAAUAAAAAAAGGGAAAAAAGGAAGAACGAAAAGGACGACACGGGAGUACGAUACACGCGAUUCCGUGAUCAUCGGAAUUACUCUCACGAGAACAUCUCUGCGUCUCUACCUGUUCGCCCAUUACUUCGCGAUUGUAAUUUCUUUUCAUAUAUUCGCUUCUCCAGAGCGUAUAUAGGAAAACAGCGAACCGGAUAUAUCAUUCUGGAAAGGAUGAGGCAACUCAAGAGUUAAGGACUGACGCAUUCCCAUCAAUCUCAAUGCGUGAAUGAAAACAGGAUUUGAGUUAACUUAAUGACCAGUUACUGUUACUUAUGAGAUAAGAGAUAAGAAAGCAAAAGAUUAUUCCCGACGUUAGUACAAGUUAUUCGAUUAAGCUGAUUCAUUCGUAUUUUCAAUUAAUAUGUAUAUGUAUAUAUGUAUGCAAUUAUUAUGGUGAUGCACAACAUUUCUUAUCUUGUUACAUAUAAUCUCGAAAUUGAUGACUUU
This is a messenger RNA of Mycetomoellerius zeteki, 1890 nucleotides long. RefSeq names its product Autophagy-related 4b (gene Atg4b). Bases 1 to 1404 code for a protein of 467 amino acids. Gene Ontology annotation, cellular component: cytoplasm. The transcript is spliced from 7 exons. The record is from RefSeq and is a predicted model, not a curated record. Gene Ontology annotation, molecular function: cysteine-type endopeptidase activity; protein-phosphatidylethanolamide deconjugating activity. Lineage: Eukaryota; Metazoa; Arthropoda; Insecta; Hymenoptera; Formicidae. Gene Ontology annotation, biological process: C-terminal protein lipidation; autophagosome assembly; protein delipidation.